Prorocentrum cordatum is the source of this 402-nucleotide messenger RNA. The record is from the annotation of a GenBank genome assembly. Lineage: Eukaryota; Dinophyceae; Prorocentrales; Prorocentraceae.
AUGGACGUUUUCCGUCACCACUGUUUCAGCCAAGCUCAACAGUUCAAUUGCGAGGCCAUUGUAUCUUUCGAGCUGCUACUUCGCCAUUGCUUAGCUCGUUUCCAGAGGCAUUGCGCUAACCUUGUCUUGAGCACCAUCAUACAAAACACGUUCCAGAGAUUCGUUGACCAAGUCUCCACGCUCGGAUUCGUGAAGCUCGUGCAUUUGGGCGGCACUUGGACGAUCACGGUCGCGUGGCGCGACCCAGAGGUUAUUGGUGCUGGGCAGCUUGAUGUCAUCAGCCCCGCUGCUGGGAUCAACGCCCCAUGCCGUGGGCGCCUCGUGGGCGCCCCGUGUGCUGGGCGGUUCUGCCGAGGUGUCGCCUGGUGGGCGACCCUGGGCGCCUCGCGGGCGCUUCGCGCU